GUCCGAAUUGAAGAUAAAGGGUGAAUUAAGGUCACGCAGUUAAUGCUGUAUAAUUCGAGAUGAAGUUGCUACUUAAAAUAAAACUCUGCUGCGAUUCUGUACCAGUUUAAAUACAAAUUCAAAAUUCACCUUGAAAAUGAAGAAAUUAUCCAAGAUUGACAUCAAUAGUGGAGUAGCCGGCUUUCUUAGUUUUCUCAUUUUGGGAUUCGUUAUGUGCACAACUCGAGUCGCGAGUCUACUAUUUGUUGAUGCAAUCACCAGGUACAAUGUUGAUCGGGAGCGGGCAUCCUUUCCAUUUAUAUUGUGCUAUAUGACUAGAAAUUCAAUAGGUCCGAUAGUUGGAUUUUUUAUUAAAAAGUUUGGUUUUCGAUCGGUAACCAUUACGGGGUGUUUCCUCUCAGCUGCUUCAAUCGGAGGCUGUUUCUUUGCCGAAGAUAUCGUCACGGUUACGAUCUUGUGGGGAGUUGUCUAUGGUAUCAGUUUUGGAUUUGGCACUCUUUCGGUCCCUCAUUUCUUAAGCCUUCAUUUCUCAAAACACUUGGAUAAAGCUAAUGGAAUAGCACUUGCAGGUGAUUCAGUGGGGUAUUUUCUAGUUUCCUUACUUGUUGAAUAUUCUCUGAUCACAUAUGGUCUUUCGGGGACAUUUCUCAUUAUUUCCGGUGUGAUGCUGCACAGUGUACCGGCUGCUUUUCUAUUAAAAAUUCCCGAGGAAACCUGCAUUGAAACUGCGCUCGAUUCAUCCACAGAAAAGUACAAUCUCGAGGAGAUACACAGUGAGGUAAAAGGUAAUAGUAAUUCUCCAGCAAAUAGUUGCAAUAUCCUCGAAAACACACAGCAGAAAUCAACAGCUCAUGCUUUUCGGAUUUUUCUGGAUCCUGUAUACAUCCUCAUAGUUGUCAUACAAAGUGCAAUGCUGUACAAUUAUUCAACGACUUAUACUAUUCUCAUAGACGUUUCCAGAGACAAUGGUGUUUCUUUUGAUCAGGAAGUGUACGUUUUUCUGGCUGUAUCUAUAGCGGAACUAUUUGGUCGUUUAUUUUUGGGUUCUAUAACUGAUGCUGGUUAUUUGACCAAGUUGAAUUUUUCAGCCUUGAGUUUUGCAAGCAUGGGAUUGUUAUAUGCUACCCUUAUAUGGAUAAAAGGACCAACUAUAAUGAUGGUGUUUGGGUUUUUCUUCGGUUUAAUUUUAGGAGGACUCAAUACAGUCAAUUCGGGAGUCGUAACAGCCUACAUAGACAAGGAAUAUCACAGUAUAGCUGUGCCAUCAAGACUUAUUUUAUAUCCACCUGUAAGCUUCACUCAAGCUCCACUUAUAGGAUACUUCCGAGAUACACUACAGUCUUAUGAUGGAUUAUUUUAUAUACUUAUCGGUAUAUGCGUCUUGAGUAGCCUUAUAUGUGUAAUUAUUCCUCAUAUAGUCGUUUGGAGAAAAAACAGGAUGAAAUGACUUACUUCAAUGCAAUAUUAUUACAAUCUGUGGUGGAACAUUUAAGUGAUAUUUUAAAGGAUCCCCACUUAGGAACCGGCAGCAUUUUGACUUUGUAAUCCUCAUUGUGGAGCUCCUAAUUCCAGAACAUAGUAGAAAAGACAAGAUCUACAAAGAACAAAAAUUACAACUUCAGUUUCAUUGAAACAGGUUACACAACACAGUACAGUGGAAAAUCUGAAGUAUUAGCAAGCGACACUGUGCAGAAUAUAUUUUUCGGCGUCUUUUAGAAAUUUGAGAGCUUAACACUCAGGUCCAAGUUCAGAACAAGUGUUCUGGCUAAAAUUAUUAUCCUAAACCUAAAAUAUUUCCUUGAGAUGACUUCAUUUCAAAGACUAAUUAUUCUAUCAGAAUAAAUUCUGUGUUAUUUAUAAAUCAUUAAAGAGCAAACGAUGUUAUUCAUUAUGGUACAGUUAUACAAACAAAAAUUGAAAAUUUUAACGAUUUUACUUAAAUUUUAAUCAAACGAUAAUUAAUUCAACAACAGCAAAUAAAAAUGCAUUCAUCAUUUUAUAAGAAAUAUUCAACACUUCAUAUUGGAGUUUUUUUUUAAUUUAAAUGAUAAAUUGUUGGAUUUUUAUA
Messenger RNA from Argiope bruennichi, 2068 nucleotides. Its product is annotated as monocarboxylate transporter 2-like. Lineage: Eukaryota; Metazoa; Arthropoda; Arachnida; Araneae; Araneidae. Bases 137 to 1447 code for a protein of 436 amino acids. The transcript has 6 exons. Gene Ontology annotation, biological process: transmembrane transport. The record is from RefSeq and is a predicted model, not a curated record. Gene Ontology annotation, molecular function: monocarboxylic acid transmembrane transporter activity.